Papaver somniferum (opium poppy) is the source of this 1615-nucleotide messenger RNA. Its product is annotated as zinc finger CCCH domain-containing protein 17-like. The transcript has a single exon. Lineage: Eukaryota; Viridiplantae; Streptophyta; Magnoliopsida; Ranunculales; Papaveraceae. The annotation marks the transcript as partial. The record is from RefSeq and is a predicted model, not a curated record. Gene Ontology annotation, molecular function: metal ion binding; protein binding.
UUCAACUACCGCCGAUCGAAAUCAGUAAAGCUAUGGGAUUUCGAUAGUAGGAAGAGGAUACACAAUAGACCUGCAGGAGAAAGAGGAGUUCCAACAAAAGAUAUAGUAUGCAAAUAUUGGAAGGCAGGCAGAUGUACAAGCAAUCCGUGUCAGUAUCGCCACAGUGAGCUGCCACAAUCAAGUAGCAACAUCAGGAUACAACAACCUUCAGAUCAGGGGAAUUUCUCUGGUUCCUGCUCAUUUCAGCGAAGAAAACAGAAUACCUACAAUCGAGCACCGCCUUCAUAUUGGGGCAGGGAUCAUGAUCAAGGUGGAGCAGUUAAUGGAAAGACGAUUUGCAAAUAUUGGAUGGAUAAUGAAUGUUCUUUCGGUGAAAGUUGCAAAUUCUUGCAUCCGUGGUUUGCCGGUGAUGAUUUCACAAUGUUGGCGCAACUUGCUGGACACGAGAAGGAGAAGGUCAUUAGCGGGAUUGCUUUACCAACAGGGACUAACAAAUUAAAAUUAUAUUCUGGUAGCAAAGAUGGAACCGUUCGGGUCUGGGACUGUCAAACUGGCCACUGUUCUGCUGUAAUUAACCUUGGAUCUGAAGUUGGGUGUGUCAUCAGUGAAGGACCCUGGGUCUUUGUUGGAAUUAAGAAUUGUGUCAAGGCUUGGAAUACUCAAACUAAUAGGGAACUCAGUCUUGGUGGUCCAUCUGGACAAGUUUAUGCCUUGGUUGUGGGAAAUGAAAUGCUAUUUGCUGCAACACAGGAUGGUAGCAUAUUGGUCUGGAAAUUUGUUGCCGCAACCAAUGGUUUUGAGCCUGCUGCUGCUCUUAAGGGUCAUGGUGCAUCUGUUCUUACGUUAGUCAUAGGCGCUAAUAGACUCUACUCUGGAUCCAUGGAUAACACAAUAAGGGUGUGGGAACUUGAGACAUUACAGUGCAUUCAUACUCUGACAGAUCACACAUCAGUUGUAAUGUCUGUUCUUUGCUGGGAUCAGUAUUUAUUGUCAUGUUCUCUGGACAAAACAAUGAAGGUCUGGGCUCUUACCGAGAGUGGAAAGUUGGAAGUCAUUUACAACCGUGAAGAACAUGGUUUGCUAGCGCUCUCUGGGAUGCCUGAUGCACAAGGAAAACCUGUGUUGAUAUGCUCAUGCAAUGACAACACCGCUCGUCUCUAUGACCUGCCAUUGUUUACGGAAGGAGGAAAAAUUUAUGCCAAAGAGGAGAUUCGAGCUAUUCAAACUGCUCCUGGUGGUUUAUUUUUUACUGGGGAUGGAAAUGGUGAUCUAAAAGUGUGGAAGUGGACUGAACAAUCACCCCCAGCAGCAGCAACAAUACACCAGUGAUGUAAACUGCAUACUGGCAGUGUGGAGUGGAGUUCUGGACAUUAUAAGAUUGAAGAUUGUUGUCAGCAAUUAAUAACUACAUUCAGUGAAGUUCACAAAAGUGAAAUAUUUUUCCGAUGAACCAAGAAAACAAAAAAAUGCGGCAAUCAAAGACAUGAAAAUGAUGUCAAAGCUUCCAUUCUUUUAGUUUGGGUUUAAUUUUUCAUGAGAGUUUGUAAUCUUUCGAGUCUCAUUUAUAUGUAACAUUGUAUUAAAAACAAAAUGCCGAAGUAUGAUAAUGAAUGAA